Messenger RNA from Petromyzon marinus (sea lamprey), 3153 nucleotides. RefSeq lists its product as uncharacterized. The record is from RefSeq and is a predicted model, not a curated record. NCBI's taxonomy places the organism in Eukaryota, Metazoa, Chordata, Hyperoartia, Petromyzontiformes, Petromyzontidae. Gene Ontology annotation, biological process: positive regulation of canonical NF-kappaB signal transduction; humoral immune response.
CUGGCUACCCGAGUUCGUAUUCCCUCUCACGGCCAACACCAGUGGCGAUUUUCUGAAUGGAUCCUGGGCUUCCCCAAGGUCAGCUCAGCCUUAAAUGAGUACCUGGUGUGAUGUGCAAAGAUCGCCACUGGGGAGACAAAAGCGGCUGGGCGUGGUGCUGGCCACGUGCCCACCCACCCACUCGUGUGCCGUGCCGGCCUUCAUAGGUGCUGCUCGCUAACAGCACUUGCCCCAACAGUCUUUAUGCCUAUACGGGUUGUCUUUGUAGUUUGUGCCUAAUGAGUGCUCACACUGGCUGGUCGAGGAGAUUAGAGAUUAUGGCGAGGCUAAAAGGGUAAAGAGGACCUUUUGAAAGAAGUGAUUUUUAGCCGCCACAGAAUUUGCAUGCGGUAACUAUUUGCAUAGAUGAGGAUGGAACGGAAACCAGGAAAUGCCACACAUAUAUAAACACACACACACAUAUAAACACACACACACAUAUAAACACACACACAUAGACGUGUAUGUAUUCACAUAUAUACCUGUAUGAAUACCUGUAUACAUAUAUACAAGCAUACGUAUACUAUACCUGCAAAUGUACACGAACACAUAUCAAGAUCCCCUAAUAGCCUUUAACAAACUUGUGGCAAGUGCUGUGAGUGAGCACCUGUGAAAGCUGGCACGGCGCAGGUUGGGGUAGGUGGCGAUGCAGCACCACUCCCGGCCGCCUUUGUCUCCCCCAUUUCUUAUUUACUCAUCGCAACAGGUACUUAUGUGAGGCUGAGUCGACCUAGGGGAGGUCCAGGACUGGUUUAGGCACAUACCUGUACACAUACCUAUAUUUGGAUGUACGUUAAUAUACAUAUUCCUGUAUGGAUACACAUCCUGUAUACACGUACACCUAUCAGAAUCAGAAUAUGUAUUUAUACUGGAGGAAUCUGAUGAGCUAUAACGCUCUUUAUACAUAUUACAACAGAGCAUACAUUAGGACAGGAAAUACGAGCAGAGAAAAAGAGGCCUACAGUCUCAUGGGGCGCUCACCGAGUGAAGCAAAUGUUAUACCCUCAUCACUGCUCCCAUCACAGCCUGUUUCAGCCUCACUGGAAGAGGCGGCUCAUGACUCCAGACUUGAACAAUCAACAAACUGCACCCCGGGUGUUUCAGUCUCACGUGGCACAUGCAGGUGUAUCAAAUAAUGACAGGAAACUUCUGGUCAUGAGGAUGAUGAUUGACGACAAUGAUGCCAGACCAGUUCUCCUGGGAAGCUACGUGGGCUGCACUUGCCAGUCUGGUGGAGAAGGCAAUGAUGAUGAAACCACUCGUCGAGGCAGAAAGCUCGCCCCCCCAUGGAGGACGAUGAGUCCAUCUACUCGAGCUCUGAGUCCGGCUUCGGCGAGCCUCGCUCGCCGCUGUCACCCGAAGAGUCGCGGGAUUUCAAUUCGCUCUAUCGCCGCAUCGUCGCCGACUGCCCUCGCCUGCGGCUGAUCGCGGGACAGACACGGGGGCAAGAGGGAAGCCUCGACACCGAGGACGGCGGUGACAUCAAACCCAGCGGGAGUGGACGCUGUACCCCCCAGCGCAAGGGCGAGUUGUCCCAGUGGGACCUUGGUGCUCGGAGGCCGUCGGUGGAGAGAAACCAAAACUGCGACAACGGGAGUAUCUGCCGUGGUCCAAGUGAGCAUGGGAGCGCCAGUCCCCCCAGCCGAGCCAUCCAUUGCUCAGCCAUGGCCAGACCCCCGUUGAUGGAAGCGUCCUGCUGCGAUUUUAUGCAGGAGAGAGCAGGCCGUGGGAAGGAGGUGGGAGCGGCGGGUGGGCACAUGCAGCACCGUCCAGCGGGGGGAAACUCCUGGGAUAAUGGCAUUGUCGGGCUGGGACAAAGGGCACCAUUCGAUCCGCUGGGUCUAGGGUUAGGCUACCUGGAGCCAGCCGCUCCGCUAAAAUCUGGCGACUUUGUGCCGCAGCAGGACUACGCAGCUCCACGGGGUUUCCUGCACCCGGGGGAGAAGGCGGAUGCUUUCGGAGCAGGGUUCACCAGCCGACCGGUGGCGCACGGCCCACCGGCGUACGCUGCACCGAAGUACGCGCACCCACACCACCACUACGGGUGGCCUUCAAGCAUCGCCGAUCGUUCCUGUGGUCACCAGCACCAAAAACAGCAGAACCAACAACAACAACAACCACUGCCACCACAAAUUGGGCACUGGCUACCGCCAUAUCCAGCAGUCUACCUUCCCGCUGAGAGCAGGGUAGCUCCACCGGCCCAGGUGUGCCCGAGUCGGAACUACCACCUGCAUGGGCCAAUGCUUCCCAAGGCUGGGCUGCAGCAGGGGUCCCAACCCUCAGCUGUGGGAGACCGGGAGCCGGAGAGCAGGAAGAGGGUAAGCGACGUGCCCGGUGAUGGGAGACUCCUCCCGUCGAGCUGGCAAGCGAGGAUCACGAGCCUCACGCCCGUCACCAUCCGCCGCUCCCACCUGCAUGAAUCCAUGUGUAAAGUGUUCAUCACCUACUCACUGGAUGCCGCGCCCCACGUUCUAAACCUCGCCAAGUUCCUCUGUGCCAAUGGCUUCAACACCAUGCUGGAUGUUUUUGCCGACCAGCUGAGAGGCAUUGACGUCAUCAAGUUCAUGGACACCUUCCUCUUGGACAAGGACUACAUGAUCAUCGUGGCCGUGAGUCCCGGCUACCGGAGGGACGUGGAGGGCUCAUUGGGAAGUCUGGACACUAACGACCACAGCCUGCACACACGCUAUAUCUUCAGACAGCUUCAGAACCAGUUCAUUCAGCAGGGCUGCCUCAACUUUCGAGUCCUCCCAGUGCUCAUGCCUCCAGCCUCCAGGGACGACGUGCCGUCGUGGCUGCAGAGCACGCUGUGCUUCCGCUGGCCGCGGGACUUGGAGGGCAUCCUCCUGCGCCUCAUGCGAGAGGAGAAGAUCGUGCCGCCCCCCGUGGGAGAGCUUCCCACCAUCACCAUGGUUCCCGUGUGACGCCGAGACCCGCGACAGCUAAAUAUUUAUCAUCAUCAUUAUCGCUCCAUAUAGAUAUCUACUGCACGUCCCGUGCAGUACAUCUACGUAUGUAUGUAUGUUGAACUUCUUUCGCACCGUACGUAGCCAACUGUGUUAAUCAGAGGUGUGGGGGAAGGACAAAAAACUAAACACAAAAAGCAGUUCUAAA